AAAUAAAUAAAAAAUAAUAGAAAAUGUUGAAAAGAGAACAAUUAUGAAUGAGGUUCGUCGUUCGUGUAAUAAAAAUAAACAAUUAUGAUUUAAUGAGUCAUAAUUGAUUGUUUCUAUUCAAUUCAAUGACAGCUUCUUAUUCUUUUUUUGGUAAAGAAAAACAAUUUAAGAAAAUAAUAGUACAAAUAUUCUUAUCUUUAUUAUUGUUACUAAAGAUAGACAGAGAGACAGAAAGAAGGGCGUGAAAUUGGGAGGUGACGGGAUCACAGGUAGUUUGGUAUCCGACCGAACAUCACCGCUUCUGUUCUGUCGCUUCAACGCUCCUACGUACCAGAGUUCAUAUGGUUGUUCACUAAUUCUACCAAAUAUGGGUCAAGAUAUUUUCUCCUUAUUUCAGCUACAAAGAAAAAAAUUGUUAUGCCUUAUUGCUAUUACCUUUGCACUCAUUUUAGCUUUUCAAUAUUUUGAACUUCCUUAUGGUAACUUUCUUCUAGUACAAACAUCAAAUAGUAAUAGUAGUAGUAGUUUUCAUGUUGCAGAUUCACCAUCUGCUUCUGAAAUACUAUAUAACAAUGUCACCCUUUUGAAUCAAACAAAUUUAGAAGAAAACCCUAUUGAGAAUGUUAAUGACACUACUUCGACAACCGGUUUGGUCUCAGAACCAGGAAGGGUAGAAUCUGAUGGACCGGGCCGUUAUGACAAUAAUACUAUAGGUGUGAAUUUGACAAGAGAUGUUCAAGCAAUUGCGCCGACAUAUUUAACUCCACCGCCUACUACUUUAGAAUAUGAUGGACCGGGCCAUUAUGAUAAUAAUACUAUAAGUAUGAAUUUGACAAGAGAGGUUCAAGCAAUUGCGCCGACAUAUUUAACUCCACCACCUACUGCAAGUCCUCCAAUAAUAGUGUUACUAAAUGAUUCUGAAGUUACUGGUUCGAUGAAUGAUGAGAGGUUCAAGCCGUUAAAAGAUGAUGUCAAUGUGAUUGAGAGCAAUUCUACUAUCACAACUGUGCCUAAAGAGACCAAAGAUUCUGUUGUUAAAGUUCCUGAAGUAACAACAAUCUCAGAAAUGCAGAAGUUGUUGUUUCAAAACUAUGCUUCUUAUCGAUCUAUGAGGCCAAGGUGGUCUUCCACUGUUGAUCAAGAGCUACUGCAGGCUAGAUCAGAGAUCGAAAAUGCACCAGUUGUAACUGAUGUUGGAAACCUUCAUGCUCCUCUUUAUCACAAUGUUUCCAUGUUUAAGAGGAGCUAUGAAUUGAUGGAAAAGACUCUCAAAGUGUAUGUGUACAGAGAAGGGGCUAAGCCGAUAAUGCAUUUGCCGUAUCUUUUGGGAAUUUAUGCUUCCGAGGGAUGGUUCAUGAGACUGAUGGAAGUUGAUAAACAAUUUGUUACUAAAGACGCAAAGAAGGCCCACCUGUUUUACAUACCUUUCAGUUCUCGAAUGCUUGAGGAAACAUUGUAUGUUGCAAAUUCACAUACCUUUAGGAACCUAAGGCAGUAUCUGAAUAACUAUGUAGACACAAUUGCCGCGAAACAUUCUUUCUGGAACAGGACAGGGGGUGCUGAUCAUUUUUUUGUUGCUUGCCAUGAUUGGGCACCUAUGGAAACAGAUCAAAGGAUGGCGAAUUGCUUAAGAUCCCUAUGCAAUGCUGAUGUCAAAGAAGGUUUUGUGUUCGGGAAAGACACGUCACUUCCCGAAACUUAUGUCCGGAAUGCACAGAAUCCCACCAGAGGCCUUGGCGGAAAAAGAAUUUCAAGUAGGAAAACUCUUGCUUUUUACGCAGGUGGUAUACACGGUUACGUUCGUCCGAUACUGUUGCAGCACUGGGAAAAUAAAGAUCCUGACAUGAAAAUAUUCGGUAUAUUGCCACACUCGAAAGGGAACAGGAACUACAUCCAGUACAUGAAAAGUAGCAAGUACUGUAUUUGUCCAAAGGGAUAUGAAGUUAACAGUCCUAGAGUUGUCGAGGCUAUCGUCUACGAAUGUGUUCCAGUUAUUAUAUCAGAUAAUUUUGUGCCUCCUUUUCUUGAGGUUUUGAAUUGGGAAUCAUUUGCUGUUUUUGUAUUGGAGAAGGACAUUCCAAAUUUAAAGAGUAUACUUCUUUCCAUUCCAAGAAAGAGGUAUCUUCAAAUGCAGAUGAGAGUGAGAAAAGUGCAGCAGCAUUUUCUUUGGCAUAGGAGUCCUGUCAAGUAUGAUAUAUUUCAUAUGAUACUACAUUCUAUUUGGUACAAUAGAGUCUUCACAGCAAGAACCGGAUAAAUAUUUUUUAGAAAAAGGGAUUUUUUUUAUUUUUUUUUUGCAUAAAAUAGUCGUUUUCUCUUGAAAUUUUAGCGGCUAUAUAUUGAUUUAUGCCCUAAGGGCACAUGUUAGCAUUUCACGGGUCAUGUUAACUAAUAAUAAUGUAAUUUUAUUUAUGUGUACAUUCUUUUAGUUUUUGGUGUAAAUAAAUUUCUGAACCUUAUUCCCUUU
Messenger RNA from Trifolium pratense (red clover), 2467 nucleotides. Its product is annotated as probable glycosyltransferase At5g03795. The transcript has 5 exons. Bases 368 to 2257 code for a protein of 629 amino acids. The record is from RefSeq and is a predicted model, not a curated record. NCBI's taxonomy places the organism in Eukaryota, Viridiplantae, Streptophyta, Magnoliopsida, Fabales, Fabaceae. Gene Ontology annotation, molecular function: glycosyltransferase activity.